AUGCGGUAUGCAAUUCGUGGAAUUUUCCAGGCUAAGCAGAAAAGCGUAUUCACUACGGAAGUCGUCCCAGCUCUUUUCCAGCUCGUCCGGGACUUGCCACGUGCGUCCCAGCUUUUCGCCGUAAAGAGCUCUCUCGCCAUCCGAUCACUGGCCAUGGCGCCCUCGAAACGUAAACGCUGGUCACCAGCCACAGACCUGGUGUACCGAAACACUUUGUCCUCGUCUUUGGUCUCUGCAUCCUCAGCAGAACACAUCCAGGAGGUUGCGGCCCGGUUCUUUUUCCAUGCACUCCUGGGUAUCGAUAUGACAUUUGAAGACAGCAUUGACUUUAUGUAUUCCACAAUGGGAAGUAUCUUGAUCCGCAGGCCGCACUAUGCAACUAUGAUGUGA
This is a messenger RNA of Pyricularia pennisetigena, 390 nucleotides long. RefSeq lists its product as uncharacterized. The transcript has 2 exons. The coding region runs from base 1 to 390 and encodes 129 amino acids. The record is from RefSeq and is a predicted model, not a curated record. NCBI's taxonomy places the organism in Eukaryota, Fungi, Ascomycota, Sordariomycetes, Magnaporthales, Pyriculariaceae.